UUCAUGAGCAAAUUUGAUAAAGGGUUAAUGGUAAAGUGCAUGGAAUAGUUCAGUCAGGUAUCCAUGACCUCAUAAAUGUAUGACCUUAAUAAUUACCUUCAGAUCUUCUCGUAAUCAAUAGGCCACCCUCGAAGGGGUUCAGUGUUCACUCAGAUAUAUGAAUGGUUCGUAAUUUCCAGUUGGUGACACAUUUUCUCCACCUAGCCCCGAUCCGACGUUAAUUCGUACUAAGCUGGGUCACGAGGUGUAUGUAUCUCUACUUGGACAAAGUCUCAAAACAAUUUCUGAGUGUAUACUCAACUAGUGGCAAUUCAGACCGGAGUGCGAAAAUUUCAACAACAACAAUGGCACACGUGGAUCUCCGUCAGUUACCGCGGGAACAGAUCAAGCUCUUGAAGCCUCGUCGCGACUUGGCCUCAGUUUUUGAUGAGUUUCGUAUCGACGACGCACGCUUCCUUGAAGAAUGUGAAGGUAGAAGCCGCUGCUGCCAGUGCGGCCAGUCCCGGAAAUAUUUCUGCUACACUUGCUGCUUGCCUUUGGAAAGAUUCAGAGACAGAGUUCCUAAAGUGCAGCUUCCGUUCGCUGUGGAUAUUGUGAAGGACGCGCGGGAAAUUGCAGGCAAAAGCACGGCCGUACACGCGCCCAUCCUGGCGCCUGGGCACGUGAAGCUCUACACGUAUCCUGACAUUCCGGAGUACAGCGACGCUUCCGAGCGGGUAGUUCUAAUAUUCCCCGGGCGCGGGUCUUUGCCGCUAAGCGCACUGCUGCCGAAGACCUCCACCAGCUCACGCUCUGACAGCUCCUUGCCCUUCGACCGCGCGGUGCUGGUGGACUGCACAUGGAACCAAGUCAAGACGAUCCUGCGGGACCCUAGAAUUGCUGGGCUGAAGCGAGUUGAAUUAUCACAGCACGAAACGCUGUUUUGGCGCUACCAGACCGGAAAACCAAACACUUAUCUGGCUACCAUAGAGGCUUUGUAUUACUUCACUCUCGACGUCCACAAGUUCAUGGUCCAUCGUACAUCGUCGUCCAAUAAAGACGACAUGGAUCAACAUACUAAGCAGCGUUCAAUGUGUCAUGAAAUUGAGACAGAAGUUCUGAUAGAUUCACGACCAGCAAAUUCUGAGAAGUUGGAAUUGAAGAAAAUUUCUUCUAGUCAAAAAUUGGAGGAUCAAAGAUCGUCUACAUGUGACAAUAAAGCAAUAUUCACUCGUGCAGAAAAUGAAUUGAUUGCAUCGAGUGCGUUGCCAGCAUCCACUGAAUAUCUUGCCUCCAUUAUUAAUGAAGGAGCAGAAUCUCCGUCGAACAAAUUUAGUGACUAUAAUGUUCAAUCUAGUGAUUUAUUAAAUCUUAGCGAGCAGCAAUUUACCUGCACAACUGAACAUGCCUCAGUCGUGACUCCACUGAAUGAAAUUCGAAUUUCCAGCGAGGUAAAAACGGCCUCGGCUUCAGAAAGCCAGUACGUGAGCGCUUGUAAGGCUGCGUUGGUCGAAGAAUCCACGUCAAAAUGUUUCGGAAAAUAUUCCACGAAUUCUACAGAUGAUUGGUCCAUAAAUGUUGCUCAUGUACCUCACACUUCAAGAAAUUCUACAAAAAUUCCUAAGAGAAAUGUCAAUAAUUAUUUAAAAGUAACCGAAGCACCCGGUUCUGAAUGUUGCGAAGAUUUAAAGAUUGAAUCUAUACAUAGAAGUAGGACUGAUGAAGCCGAGAAAACGGUCCAUACAGGUGAUGGAGGAAAUGCCAUGUCACGGCAUGACAAUAGUUUGGGUGCCAUCAAGAGUCCUCCUGUCAUUAGUGACACGAGUGUAGGAAUAACGCACGCCAGUACCGUUGAAAUAUCCGACUGUGGAUAUUGUGAAGGACGCGCGGGAUUUUUCUUCAAGGAAAAUUCUGCACAAAAGCACUUGGAAGGCGUGAAAACCGCUGACGAUGACAACGAAACAGAUGAAAUAAAAAUAGCGUAUGCUGGUAAAGCUGUUCCAAUAAGGAGACCGAGUGAUGAUCAACAAGAUUCCGUUGAAGAGAGAAUGACUAAUGAUGACAAAGCAAUGGUGGCAGGUCAACCGAGUGAACAGUUGUUCAUAGACGAAUGCUGUCAUCAGUUCGACAAUUUAUUGUUUUAUUUCAAAUUCAUGUUUGACAAAAUCCAUAACUUAUACGGGGCUGAAACUCUACGAGCUUAUAAAUAAUUGCAGCUCAAACAUCGCUUUAGUCAUUCCAUGUUGUUAAUUAAAGGAGUUGGUCUAGCUACAAGUCGUGAAAAUGAUUAUCUUAUGGAGUUUCUUCAUUCAGGUCAACUAUAUAAUACUGUAUAUUGUUAACGAAGUUAACAUUUAUUAACUUCGACGUUAAAACUUGUUAACAGCACAUAAAAAUGGUUAUUUUUUGUUCUAUUUUAGAGUAGAAAAAUCAAAUCUGCGUUUCGAAAUGAAAUUCGGCAGACAGUUUGUGGUAUAGAAUUAAUGUAUUCCACGGUAAAAGGGAAAUACACGAAUUUUUCCAUUACUAACAAUGAAUUUAUGUAAUCUUGUUUUCUGUUUCAUUCUGUUCCAACACGAAGUAUCUUAUACAUUCUGUUCCCGUAUGUUCAUUUCUAUUACAAAUUAUUCAUAUCAUCCGAAACGUGAGAAUAUCAUUUUUCUAACUAGUAUCGACCUUUUAAUGCACUAGGAUGGAUAAAAAAUAAUCUUCAACUUUCCUUUAUCCAGCCUAAUAAUGAUGAAUUACUAGAUAUUUCUAUAAUAAAAUCUACUCCUAGAGCCAGGCGAAGAACGUCGCACGACACCAUAGCUGGACGCAUAAUUUUUUCCGCUCAUAUUAUACCAAUAAUCAUAAUAGUAUACAAGGAUUUUAUUUCCUCUACAGUGUUCUGGAGAACGCCUAGUCAUAUAUAAAUAAUUCCUCUCAGUCCCACUCGUCCCACUCUCAGCUUCGUCUGGUGAGACCCACUCUCAGCCAUGUCUGGUGAGGCCCACUCUCAGCCAUGUCUGGUGAGGCCCACUCUCAGCCAUGUCUGAUGAGGCCCACUCUCAGCUUCGUCUGGUGAGGCCCACUCUCAGCCAUGUCUGGUGAGGCCCACUCUCAGCUUCGUCUGGUGAGGCCCACUCUCAGCCAUGUCUGGUGAAGGCCACUCUCAGCCUCGUCUGGUGAGGCCCACUCUCAGCCUCGUCUGGUGAGGCCCACUCUCAGCCUCGUCUGGUGAGGCCCACUCUCAGCCUCGUCUGGUGAGGCCACUCUCAGCCUCGUCUGGUGAGGACACUCUCAGCCCCGUCUGGUGAGGCCCACUCUCAGCCUCGUCUGGUGAGGCCACUCUCAGCCUCGUCUGGUGAGGCCCACUCUCAGCCUCGUCUGGUGAGGCCCACUCUCAGCCUCGCCUGGUGAGGCCAAAUGCCGUCAGCUGCAUUCUGGAGUGCACACUAAUUGCCGAAUUUUCUAUUCUCUAUGAACAAACUUUCCAUUUAUUCUCUGAAAUUCUGACGGACUUGAUGUAAACAUAUUCCGUUCAGUUCACUUUUUCUGCGUUGGAUUUGUUUCGACCAUCCAAAUCAGAAGCUCUGGAACGUAGAAAUUUUGUCUACAGAAAAAUAUUUAGGCGAAUAAAUCAUUCACAUUUCAUGUCAUUUCCGUUUCCUGUCAAUGACACUUUUGAAUAUUUCGUUGAACCUUCAAACGUUAACCAAGAUGAGCAGCAAAUAG
Molecule: messenger RNA, 3696 nt
Organism: Hyalella azteca
Lineage: Eukaryota; Metazoa; Arthropoda; Malacostraca; Amphipoda; Hyalellidae
Product: tRNA-uridine aminocarboxypropyltransferase 1
Exons: 4
Coding region: 249-2189 (646 amino acids)
Biological process (GO): tRNA modification
Cellular component (GO): nucleus
Molecular function (GO): tRNA-uridine aminocarboxypropyltransferase activity
Source: RefSeq, a predicted model, not a curated record